Molecule: messenger RNA, 3664 nt
Organism: Paramormyrops kingsleyae
Lineage: Eukaryota; Metazoa; Chordata; Actinopteri; Osteoglossiformes; Mormyridae
Product: serine incorporator 3-like
Cellular component (GO): membrane
Source: RefSeq, a predicted model, not a curated record
UUCAGAGCUACGCUGAUACCGUACGGCAGAGUGGGCGGGAGGGCCGCGCUUACGCCCUUCGAUAUAUGUGAAUAGCUUUGAUAACAUACGGAUUGCGCGCUGGGCUCCGGGAGACGCCGCUAGGGAGUCUCUCUGAUAGAAAACGUCGUUUGAGCCUCUAGUCGUUAUUGAAAGUGAAACAAUGGCCGCAGUGUUGGGGGCAUUUUCUAUCGGCAGCUGGUCCUUUUUUAGCAUUGACACCAAUCUUGAUGGCGACCUGGUGAAGGUGGUUAACCUCAAACACCGCUGUAACAAAGAGUGAGCUAUUGGCUAUUCCCUGCCUGUGUGGUGGAGCCAUGUGCAUUCAGUGUGCAUGCUGUCCCAUCAGUCGCAACUCUACAGUGACACGCAUCAUCUACGCCUUCAUCUUGCUGCUGGGGACCCUCGUAUGCUGUGUAAUGCUUUCACCGGGAGUUGAGCACCAGCUGAAGAAGAUUCCCAGCUUCUGUGAAGGAGGGGCUGGUUCCUCUAUACCUGGCCUCUACGGCCAUGUCAGUUGUGAGAUUUUUGUGGGUUACAAGGCUGUCUACCGCAUCUGCUUUGGAUUGGCUGUAUUCUUCUUGGUCUUCUCUAUCUUCAUGUUCAAAGUCAAGAGCAGUCGAGACCCACGGGCAGCUAUCCAGAAUGGGUUUUGGUUUUUCAAGGUUGCUGCCAUCAUUGCUGUGACAGUUGGUGCCUUUUACAUCCCGGAUGGACCCUUCACCCGGUUUUGGUUUACUUCAGGAGUCAUCGGUGCUUCCAUUUUCAUCUUGAUCCAACUGAUCUUCCUGGUUGAUUUCGCCCACUCUUUGAACGAGUCCUGGAUGGGCAAGAAAGAAGAAGGGAACUCCAGAGGCUGGUUUGCAGCCUUGUGCUUGGUGACUGGUGUCAGCUACGCCUUGUUUGUCACCGCCGUCGUCCUGCUCUACGUGUUCUACACCCAGUCUGAAGGUUGCAGGCUGAACGUGUUCUUCAUCACCUUCAAUGUCCUCCUGUGCAUCGUUGGCUCCAUCAUUUCAGUCCUGAAUAAGGUGCAGGAAUUUAAUCCCCAUUCCGGCCUGCUGCAGUCCUCCAUAAUUUCCCUGUACACCAUUUACCUGACCUGGUCUGCUAUCACCAACGAGCCUGAUCGUAAUUGCAAUCCUGGUCUGCUCAGCAUCUUGCAGCUGACUGCAGAACCCACGCUUUCACCCUUGGCUGUGGAAAACCAGACAGAAGUUAUGCUGUUUAGCACUGAGGUGCCCAUCCCCUCCACCCCGUACCUGCCAUGGUGGGACGCCCAGAGCAUCGUGGGACUCUUCAUUUUUGUCGUCUGCAUUCUUUUCUCGAGCAUCCGGUCCUCCAGCACCAGCCAGGUGAACAAGCUGACCCUGUCUUCCAAUGACACGGUCAUCCUGGAUGACUGUGCGGCGAGCACCCCCGAUGAGGCGGAUGAGUCCAGCGGGCCCAGGCGCUUUAAGGAUAACGAGACGGACACCAUCCAGUACAAUUACUCGGUCUUUCAUUUAAUGCUCUUUCUGGCCUCGCUCUACAUAAUGAUGACAUUGACAAACUGGUACAGCCCCGACGCACAUUACAACACCAUGAAGAGCAAGUGGCCAGUCGUCUGGGUGAAGAUGGCGUCCAGCUGGGUUUGCAUAGCCCUCUACCUGUGGACGGUCGUGGCUCCAUUGGUGCUCAGAAAUCGAGACUUUAAUUAAAGCCCGUGGUGCCCCACUCUGCCCACCGCCACCAUCUCAGCAGCCAGAGCUUUCAAACUUCACACUAACCAGAUGCUAGUAAUUUGACUUUUCUUUAAUGAAUGCUGUUUGACUACAUGACAAUGGGACCAUUUCAAAUGUUUUGUAAGUAACCUGGCAUCCGGUCCAGGGUAUAUACUCCUCCCAUGUGCCCCGUUCUGCCUAGGAUAGGGUCCAGGAUGGAUGCGUGCUAUUCAGCACCUUUUAAUAAACUAAGUAGAGUUAUGUUUCAGUCCAAAAUAACUGCAUAGUACAAGCUCUCGUAUCUGCCAUUCAAGUAACCGGGACAAUUCUAAAAUCAAUAUCAAAAUAAAAAAUUCACUGUGAGUAAUGACACAGUUCUAUUAAGAAUUUACACUAAACUAAAAAUAAGAGUAUUGCGCAAUACAAAUGUCAGUUUCUGCACAUACUCACAGAUGGUAUAAUAGUUGUGCCUCUUGUUUUGCAGUUAUCUACCUUGUGAUUUCUUGUGUGUAUCAUCCAACAGUGAUAUUGCAGUGUGCUAAAAUAACAGUACAAUAAUCAUUAGUGCUUAUUAAAGGAUUUAAGUGUGAGAAAUGUUACAAUUCAGUUUUUCUGGAAAAUUCAACUAUCCAGCAGUACCUCAGUCCCGACGUUGCUGAAUACGAGAGCUUUCACUGUAAUUAGACGCCAGACUUGCUGAAUGAUCUAUACAGUUGAACAAUGAGGUCCAGGUUUGUUGAACAUUCCAAGAGCUUUAAUUUGCACUUUCUAUGAUUCUUGCUCCAGCAUUUUGGAAUGAGGCACAAAAUGAUAUAUGUGUGAUUUAUAUAAUGUUCAUGUCUUUUUAAAAAUUCUAUAUUUACUUCCAAAAGUUUGCCUAACCAUGUACACAGAGUAUAGUGUGUGUUGCAUGAUUCUUUAUUCUGAACCCCAAAGUUUGAUUUGUUUCAUUUAAUAUACUGAGCGCAUUUGACGCAUGUUACGAUAUGUCUGUGCUACUUAUUGCCAAGAGUAUUUGUGAACUCCUGAUUUUUAAUGUCUCUCAACUAAUAAUUUUUAAAGAAAGACAGCCAGGUGCGUGUCUGUCACAUUAUACCCAUUCCCUGUAUAUGAACUGGUUUCGAUAUACUAAUAUGGGUCCAGAGCUGUCCUCUGUCAGUGACGUGUGUCAGCAUGUAAGGAGGCGUGCAGUUCUGCAGUAUGGACCAGCCCUGCUUUUGUGUAUGGAAGGGUGUAAUGCAUUUCCGAGAUCUUAGGGUUAGGGUGACGCUCAGUAUUAAAAUUGUUCUAAACUAAAGGGUUGCAACCCAAAAGUGUCACAGGACCAUUUUCAGUGGGCUGUGGAGUGUGGUUAGAAAUGUUUUUUUUCUUGACAGUUUUUACUGCCGCAACAUCCCUUCCAGUUCAGCUAAUUUUACCACUAGGGCUGCCCUCCCUGAAGUUAGACUAUAUAUGUGUGAUUUUUUUCUGUCCUGUUUUUGUUUGAUGUUCUAUUUACUAUUGAUGCACUAUUUUUUAAAGAUAAAUUUGGCUUUAAAUUAAAAAAAUUUGGGUUGUAAGUUGAACAGGGAAAAAUGUAACGUCAUGAACAGCCCUCUGCACUUUCCUCUAGUUAAUUUGUUGGUCUGCAUCCAUGUUUAAUCUUUCAGUCAAUGCUUUAUGACUUGAUGUGUUCUUCAUGCACUUUGAACUCCUGAUGUACAACCAAAAAUAAGUACUCAAUCAUUUGAUUUAUACCAAUCUUUGUAUAUUUAUAAAUUAUGUAUUCUGAUUGGCUGAACCAAUUGUAUGCACUAUAUUUAACUGCUGUCAACUUUAGUCUUUGUCCUGAAUGUUUAAAUGAUCUGCUUUCAGCUGGUUUCAAAACUGCCACUAUGCUACAUUUUUGUUGCCAACUUUAACUGACAUUCCUGGCAAUAAACUCAUUGUAACAUCAUAUUUGA